CGCGGACAGCUAUUUUAAGCUGAAUUGGGCAUUUUCGUCAUUUCAGCAGGCGAAAUCCAAUUUAAAUAGAGGAGCUCGGCCUUGGAAGCCUCACAAUUCAGAUUAUCUUCAAUCGAUAGAAGUCCUCAGAAGCAUUCUUUCUCUCUCUUAAGAUGCAAAUCUUUGUGAAAACCCUUACUGGCAAGACCAUCACCCUUGAGGUGGAAAGCUCAGACACUAUUGACAACGUAAAAGCCAAAAUUCAGGACAAGGAAGGGAUUCCCCCUGAUCAGCAGAGGUUGAUCUUUGCUGGCAAACAGUUGGAAGAUGGCCGUACCCUUGCGGACUAUAACAUUCAAAAGGAGUCAACCCUCCACUUGGUUCUCCGUCUUAGAGGUGGAAUGCAAAUCUUUGUAAAGACACUCACUGGCAAGACAAUCACUUUGGAAGUGGAGAGCUCAGACACCAUUGAUAACGUAAAAGCUAAGAUCCAGGACAAGGAGGGCAUUCCCCCAGAUCAGCAGAGGCUUAUCUUUGCUGGCAAACAGCUUGAGGAUGGCCGUACCCUUGCCGACUACAACAUCCAGAAGGAGUCCACCCUCCACUUGGUGCUACGUCUAAGAGGUGGCAUGCAGAUCUUUGUGAAGACCCUCACCGGGAAGACCAUCACCUUGGAAGUUGAGAGCUCCGAUACAAUAGACAAUGUCAAGGCCAAGAUCCAGGACAAGGAGGGCAUUCCCCCGGACCAGCAGAGGCUCAUCUUUGCAGGCAAACAGCUCGAGGAUGGCCGCACCCUUGCCGACUACAACAUCCAGAAGGAAUCCACCCUCCAUUUGGUGCUUCGUCUCAGAGGUGGUAUGCAGAUCUUUGUGAAGACCCUCACUGGCAAGACCAUCACCUUGGAAGUUGAGAGCUCCGACACAAUAGACAAUGUCAAGGCCAAGAUCCAGGACAAGGAGGGCAUUCCCCCGGACCAGCAGAGGCUCAUCUUUGCAGGGAAGCAGCUUGAGGAUGGCCGCACCCUUGCCGACUACAACAUCCAGAAGGAGUCCACCCUCCACUUGGUGCUUCGUCUCAGAGGUGGUAUGCAGAUCUUUGUGAAGACUUUGACAGGGAAGACCAUCACCCUGGAGGUAGAGAGCUCUGACACAAUAGACAAUGUGAAGGCUAAGAUCCAGGACAAGGAGGGCAUUCCCCCGGACGACAAGGAGGGCAUUCCCCCGGACCAGCAGAGGCUCAUCUUUGCAGGGAAGCAGCUUGAGGAUGGCCGCACCCUUGCCGACUACAACAUCCAGAAGGAGUCCACUCUCCACUUGGUGCUUCGUCUCAGAGGCGGUAUGCAGAUUUUUGUGAAGACUUUGACAGGGAAGACCAUCACCCUGGAGGUGGAGAGCUCUGAUACCAUUGACAAUGUGAAGGCUAAGAUCCAGGACAAGGAGGGAAUUCCCCCGGACCAGCAGAGGCUCAUCUUUGCAGGGAAGCAGCUGGAAGAUGGCCGAACUUUGGCAGAUUACAACAUCCAGAAGGAGUCCACUCUGCAUCUUGUCCUCCGUCUCCGUGGAGGCUUCUAAUGUUGUGCUAACGCGUUUCACUUUUAAACUAUGGGUCUUGCAGACUGUUUUUCAUGGGUCACACUGUUGUAUGGUUGUGGGCAUUGUUAAAUGGAUUUGAAUAAGUUGAACUCUUUUUGAAAUGGCCUGUUAUGUGUUCCCUGGCCAUUGUUGCUUUUAAAUUUCAGACUUUUGUUUUAGUAAGUUUGUCUUGCUAUCAAGUUGAAUUCUACUAUUUUAUAACAUCUUGCGUUUUAUUGUGUUUC
Messenger RNA from Jatropha curcas, 1795 nucleotides. NCBI's taxonomy places the organism in Eukaryota, Viridiplantae, Streptophyta, Magnoliopsida, Malpighiales, Euphorbiaceae. The record is from RefSeq and is a predicted model, not a curated record.